AUGGAAGUCACCAAGCAGGUGGGGGACCCUGAUCCAUCGGACCCCCAGGGCCACCCCUCAGCCAGGAGCCAGCAGCUGCUGUGGGGUGGCCUCAGAGAGUCUCAGGGACCGUGGAUAAACUCGGGGCCCAUAUGCUUUAGGCAGCGGCUGUCAUGGUCCCCCGAGGCCGUCACUGAUGGGGCCUGUGGCCCAGCCUCCCAGGCCCACAGCCCUGAGCCUGUUCACCAGCUCCCCUGGGGCCCCGCUGAGGGUGGCGCACAGUGUGGCUCGGAGCGGGCCUCCCAGGACGCCCCGAGACUCUCCUCCACCGGCCCGCGCCCCAGCCCCGUCGUGGAAGCCCAAGUGCAUCUCGUCCUGGAGAAUGAGACCCUGCCCCUGCCCUGGGGCACGCCCAGGGACAGCUCCGAUGGCCUGGCCCAGCUCGGGGGCCGCAGCUCCUGGCUUCAGGUGCAGGGUGCGAGGGAGGGCAAGGCUCCGGCUAAAGUCCUGGUAGGCUGGGGCAAAGGCCCCUGCGGCACCCACCAGAAAGCCCCCUGGGGCUUGGCAAGGAGCCAGCAGGUCCCCUGUUUCCUUGCAGGGGAGAUUGGCUCAGCUGCAGCCCCAGGUCCUCCUCACGCUCCAGCCCAAGAUCAGGGUCAGUGCUGGUGGCCAGCUCAGGCACCUCCAGCUCCAACACGGGCCAACACUCCAGCUCUGCAGACAACCCUCACGCCGGCAGCAGUGGCACGUAACACCUGCAGCCGCGACCACCUGCCCGGGAGCCUCGCCACCGCCAAGGACUUGUCCCGGGACCUGCUCAGGGAGAGUGGCAACCAGUGGUCAGGCCUCUUGGAGACUUCCAAGGUGGUCACAUUCUGCCAGGACCACGUGAUCUUUGGUUCUCAGCCGCUCCCCAUCCCAGGAGCCACUCCGAGAGAGUCCCCAGACCAUGCCUCCGAGCUCGAAGCUGCCAGAAGGCCGGUGCUACUGAAGCAGCCUGAGACUCCAGCAGAGAAGCCGCUGUUCUAUACCUUCAAGCUAGACAGCCCGGGCACCCCCACACCCCAGAGGAGCCGCCAGGAGGUCAGCUCGCAGCCAGAACGGCAGCCCCUCAGGGUCUGCAGCAGCACCUGCGCCAGGGCGCCGCUCCCCGCCUGCCAAGUGACCUGCCAUGGGCAGCGCCCGGCCCAGCCUCCCGGGGAAGCCACGCAGAGGCCCGCCUCCGGCGCCCCCACCUGCCAGCUCCAGGACCCUGCGGAAGGCCACGUGCUGGUGUUUGACAUGGACACGGGAAGCACCAGGAUGGGACUGCUGUGCCAGGACCCCCUGGGCUCACGGGCGGUACUGGUGGGCCUCGUGCCCAACCCUCCGCUCGUUUAUGCCCCUGAGAAUAUGCCGUCCACCCGGCCAUUGGCCGUGCCCGUCGCCUCCCCUAACCGCGAUCGCUCCAGCUUCGGGCCCGUCUCGUCGGUGUCGUCCAGCCCCGUGCCCUCCAGCCUCUCCUCUGGCAGCUACCGCGAGGUGGCCCUGGCCCACAAGGAAGCGAAGGUCAACCUGGAGUCACAGGACUCCCCUGGUACCGAGACACCCAUCAGGGUGAGCCUGCUCCCCGCGCCCCUUCCACUGCGAGGGCCCCUCCAGUUUGGAGAGAGGACACUGAACUGCGUCCAGGAUCCUGGCUGGUCCAAACCUGCGGCUGAAAAAAGCGAACCCACUCACGCCAUCUGGAUCCUGGAUGCGUCCGCGGUGCAGGAUGCCUCCGCGGGCCAGGCCAGGAGGCUGCCGGUGACCAUCCCAGAGCCGGCCCCCCCAGCCACAGCCCAGGAGGCAGCCAGAGCCCUGCUCCUGGCGGAUACAGGCAGCCACACCCGGAAGGAGGCCAGGACUGCUCACCCUAACUACCCUCAGGCUGAAGGGACUAGGCAGGCCCCCCUCAGCCGUUGGCCCCCACUCGCUGAGCAGCACCCCCUCUCUGGACAGCCCCCUCUCACUGGGACCCCUCUCGCCAGGCAACUCUCUCUCACUGGGCAGCCUGCCUUUUGCCAAGAGCCCACCAUCUCCAAAGAGCCCAUCCUCUCAAGAGGCCCCCCCUCCACCAGGGAGGCUGGCCAGGCCCCGACCCCGUGCCAGGAAGGGGAGGCCUUGGGUCUGCCCACCCACGUGGGGAUACUUCGGGUGCCCCUGGCCCAGGAAAAGACCUGCGUCUAUGUGAGCAGAGAAACGGUGGGCCUCAGUGCCCCUCCCACCUCCAACUCCCAUCGGCUCUCCUCCUGGCCGCCCGGCAGCUCUCUCAGGGCCCCGGGGGAGCAGCUCUCCCUGGUCACAUUCACCACACCUGGCACCAGCCACAAGGUCUUGCCCAUGGCCAUGGUGGGCACUGCGCCCCAGGGUCCCGGGCUCAAGCUGACAGCGGAGGACAUUACCGACUCGCCGGUGGUCACGGGCCUGGGCCUGCUCAGCGGGGCCUGCUAUGCUCUGCCGGGACCGUCCCCCGGGCUCUCGCUGGGCCACUUCCAGAGCGCGGCGGCCGUGGUGCUGAACCGGGGAGUGGUCUCCGACUGGGACGCCCUGGAGGGGCUGUGGCAGCACCUGUUCUACUGCAAGCUGGGCAGGCGGCCCGAGGAGCUGGCCGUCCUGGUGGCCGACUCGCCCAUCUCCCCGCGCACCAACCGCGAGAAGGUGGCCGAAAUCCUCUUUGAGUGCUUCCACGUGCCGGCCAUGCAGACGGUGCACCAGGCCCUGCUGGCACUCUAUGCUUACGGGCGCACCACCGGGCUGGUGCUGGGCAGCGGCCACGGCACCUCCUACGUGGCGCCCAUCCUCACCGGGGAUCUGGCCCCACUGGACACCUACAGGCUGGAUGUGGCCGGGGCUGACCUCACGGAGUACCUGGCCGAGCUGCUGCUGGCCAGUGGCCACGCGCCGCCCAAGGCAGGGCUGGUCGACCGCCUGAAAGAGACCUGCUGCUACGUCGCUCUGGAUGUGAAAGCCGAGAUGGCCCGCGCGCAGGCCCAGUCCCGGGUGAGCUUCCUGCUUCCGGACCAGCAGGUCAUCACCCUGGGCUCCGAGCGCUUCCGCUGCCCCGAGGCCCUCUUCCAGCCCUCCUUCCUGGGCAUGGAAUCCUGUGGCAUCCAUGAAACUACCUUUAACUCCAUCAUGAAGUGUGACGUCGACAUCCGUAAGGACCUGUACGCCAACACGGUGCUGUCUGGUGGAACCACCAUGUACCACAGGAGCUGGGCCCUCAGCCUGUGGCUCAGCCGCCGGGAGUACGAGGAGGAGGGCCCGUGGGCCAUCUACAAGUACCAUCUAUGA
This is a messenger RNA of Myotis brandtii (Brandt's bat), 3294 nucleotides long. Its product is annotated as protein piccolo-like. Bases 1 to 3294 code for a protein of 1097 amino acids. The record is from RefSeq and is a predicted model, not a curated record. NCBI's taxonomy places the organism in Eukaryota, Metazoa, Chordata, Mammalia, Chiroptera, Vespertilionidae. The transcript has 3 exons.